Phalacrocorax carbo (great cormorant) is the source of this 1555-nucleotide messenger RNA. Lineage: Eukaryota; Metazoa; Chordata; Aves; Suliformes; Phalacrocoracidae. The record is from RefSeq and is a predicted model, not a curated record.
UCACCCUCGUGCUCCUGGGGUGUAAGGAGGAGCAGCCCUCGGCAAAGAGCUUGAAGGAAAGCUUUGCAGAAGGAGGGGUUUGCAGCAUCUUCCGCAGGCAAAGCCCUGCGGGAAGGCACAGGGCUGGGGGGAGGCAGGUUGGUGCCGCAGGAGGGGACCCCUCGCUCCUGCAACGCCCACAGAGGUGACUUUGAAACGGGAAAGGGUAAGGUGGGCACGUCACAGAAAGCGUUAAAGAAUCUCCGGAAGGAAAAAGAAAAAAAAAGAGGUGGUGUUUUCUGUUUGCCCCCAUAGCUCCUGCACAUUUUCUGGGCCCGUAGCCCCUCGCAUCCCGCGUGUGACCCCGGCCUCACGCCCCCGGCCAGGAUGCCGAGCGUGCUGUGGAGCAGCCUGCCCGUGGUGCUGGGGCUACUGCUCUGGCACCCCGCCGGCGCCAGCGGGCCGUGCUGGGAGAGCAGCAAAUGCCAGGACCUCACCAGCGAGGCCGGCAUUUUGGCGUGCGCCGCGGCGUGCAGGGCCGAGCUGUCGGCCGAGGCGCCCGUCUACCCGGGGAACGGGCACCUCCAGCCCCUCUCCGAGAGCAUCCGCAAGUACGUCAUGAGCCACUUUCGCUGGAACAAGUUCGGCCGGAGGAACAGCAGCAGCGGCGGCGGCGGGGGGCACAAACGGGAGGAGGCGGCGGGGGGCAACCCGCCACCGGCAUCGCUGCCCGCCAUCCCGCCGUCCCACCGUGAGGAAGAGCAGGGAACCGGGCUGGAGCGGGAGGAAGGCAAACGCUCCUACUCCAUGGAGCACUUUCGCUGGGGAAAGCCAGUGGGACGCAAGAGGAGACCCAUCAAGGUCUACCCCAACGGGGUGGAGGAGGAGUCGGCCGAGAGCUACCCGCUGGAGUUCAGGCGGGAGCUGGUGCUCGGCAGCACCGAGGCACCGCCCGAGGAGGAAGAGGAGGAGGAGGAAGGCCAGGAGGAGGAGAAGAAGGCCGGCAGCUCCUACCGCAUGCGCCAUUUCCGCUGGCACGCGCCCUUGAAGGACAAGCGCUAUGGGGGCUUCAUGACCUCGGAGCACAGCCAGACCCCUCUAGUGACUCUCUUCAAAAACGCCAUCAUUAAAAGCGCCUACAAGAAGGGGCAGUGAUGGGGGGGGAGCCCAAGGGGCACCCCGCCACCCCCACCCCCCAUAGCUUUAGUGUCCCACUGGUAUGUGUUUCACUUAGAGAUCACUCGUUAUGUCGUUCUUAACUACUGCUCCAAACGGGUCCGCUCCCGGGUUUCACUGGGUGGGAACAGGCUAGGGAUAAAGAUGCCAACCGCUUUGCUGCACCCACUGGACACGCACGGGGAGUGGGGAUGACGCCCAGUUUGGAGCACACUGGAUGAUUUUCAUAUAUUUUCACUGAGCUGUACAAUACUGUAAAUGAUGGAUUAAAAGAAUUCUAAAAAAAAAAAAAAUAGAAAAAAAAAAUUUACAUUUUUUUGCAAGCUAACGAGGUGUCGGCAAUGUCUCUGGGGGUGCCCGGUGUUUGUAAAGGGGUAGGAAAAAAUAAUCGCCAAGUAAA